GUAUUUACGGGUUGCAACAUCUAUUGUAUCUUAAUCUCUGUGGGUGCCCAAAUCUUGUUGUAUUUCCAACAAAGGCGAGCUUUGAAGUUCCAGCAGUUGCAGAAUCACUUCCUCUGGUGUUUCCAGCUAAUUCAAACAUCUCACAUAGCAACUAUGGUUCAUUACAACUGUUUCCCCAGCUAACAAACCUACCAUUUGAAGGAUGCAAUUUACUGUCAGUCUAUGAUUUCCUGGCUAGUCUUGAUUGCUUGUUCACCUUAAAGAGACUCAAUCUAUCACGAAGCAAUUUUGUUAUUCUUCCUAUAUGUAUUAGCAAAUUUCUCUGGCUGUGUCAUCUUAAUUUGCAUGGUUGCACGAGUCUUCGAGAAAUCUUAGAACUUCCACCAUAUAUAGAAGUGAUAGACAUUGGCGGUUGUGUGUCACUGGAAAAGUUUCCAACAUUGUCCAGGAUACUGGAAUUCAAUGACACUCAAUUCCUCAAUUCGAUGGACUUGUCUAAUUGCCAUAGGUUACUGGUUGAUAAUAUUGGCUUCGACGUUGAGUCAGAGAUGGCAGAUUCAGUGGAACUGAAUGAGGUCGUGUCAAAGAUAGCAGAGGCAUUAGUACUGAAUCAGGUAUAUAAGAAAUCUGAGUUUGAGGUCAUACUUCCAGGAAGUGAAGUUCCAAAGUGGUUUGAUUGGCGUAAGCUCGAAGUGUGUGUGAUUAUGCGUAUUGAGGAUUAUAUAUAUGACCUUUCGAUUGAUAUCCUUAGGACUUUGAAAUGGGAGAAAACAGGGCUUGUUGUUUGUGCUGUUUUUGAAGCUACGCAAGAUUAUUCUGGUGACUGCAGUUUUGGUCUCCACAUUACAAUCAAUGAAGUAGACAUGGAUGACUGCACUACAUUAGGGUGUUACCUUGAAGCAACAGAAACAGAGCCAUCAACUCAUGUGUGGCUGAAAUAUAUUCCACGGAAUGUUGGCAUCAAGAAAGAGGUAGAUGCAAAGAGUGAUCAAUGGACACCUUAUUCGUGUCAACUUAGCUUUUUCUAUAUUGGCGGUCAAGGGUUUCUCUUCAGAAGCUGUGGGGUCCACCUGGCUAGUGUGCCCUAUGACGACGACGACGACCAUGAUUAUGACGAGGAGGAGGACGACGGUGAUGAAGAUGAUGUAAGUAGUGAAGACUCGGCAGAAAAGAGAUAUAGGAAGAGAACUGGUAGUAUUUCUGAGCUGGGAUUGAGUUGUGAUUUUGACAAAGCAGAAGCUGCCACUGUAUCUACAUCAUCAUCAGUAUUAUCAGGAGGCAUUAGUACCAAGCGAGGUGUUGAACACUUCGAUCAUGAUGGGCAACCUGGUCCAACAAAAAGAUUUAAAUAAAUCACCCAUGGAGUUGACCUAAUACCAGUGGAAGCGCUGACUGAUGGAUAAGUUGAUUUUCAGAAGCCUUUCAUCUGCCGAAGUCUUGAAGGAUGCCCUUGAUGUAUGGCAGAUCAGGCACUAGACUACUAGCUGUGCUGUCAUGUGAUGGUCAACUACUCUCUCCCUCGGCU
Rosa chinensis is the source of this 1525-nucleotide messenger RNA. RefSeq lists its product as uncharacterized. The record is from RefSeq and is a predicted model, not a curated record. Bases 486 to 1352 code for a protein of 288 amino acids. Lineage: Eukaryota; Viridiplantae; Streptophyta; Magnoliopsida; Rosales; Rosaceae. The transcript is spliced from 3 exons.